Messenger RNA from Stylophora pistillata, 753 nucleotides. RefSeq lists its product as uncharacterized. The record is from RefSeq and is a predicted model, not a curated record. Lineage: Eukaryota; Metazoa; Cnidaria; Anthozoa; Scleractinia; Pocilloporidae.
AUGGCUGACAAGGUAAAUGUUGAGUACAAAGACCAGCAACCAUUGCUGUUGGAUCUGUAUGUGGUUAAGAACAAGGGCCCUGUGUUGAUGGGAAGGGAUUGGCUUCACAAGGUACGCCUAGAUUGGUAUGCUAUUAAGUCAUUGAAAGCUUCACAAACCCUAUCAACUACUAAGGAGCAGCUGCAAACCAUGCUAGACAAAUACUCUGAUGUUUUUGAAGACAAACUUGGAACGUUCAAAUCAGCUAAAGCAAAGCUAACCCUUAAAGAAGAUAGCCAAGCCCAUUUCUGCAAAGCUCGUGCUGUGCCCUAUGCCUUAAGGCCUAAAGUUGAAGAAGAGCUAAGAAGACUUCAGAAUGAAGGAAUUCUCACGAAAGUUGAGUGGAGCGAGUGGGCAACACCCAUUGUACCCGUCCCCAAGAAAGAUGGAUCGGUCAGGCUUUGUGGUGAUUACAAGGGCACGGUAAACCCAGAACUACAGGCUGAACAAUAUCCCUUACCCCGCAUCGAAGAUAUCUUUGCAAAGCUUGCUGGUGGACAGAAAUUCUCAAAGAUUGAUCUUCGCCAGGCAUACCACCAACUAGAGAUGGAAGAAGAUUCCAGAAAAUACCUCACCAUCAACACACACACAUGGGGUUGUUCCAGUACAAUAGACUUGUGUUCGGCAUCACUUCAGCACCCGCUAUCUGGCAACGCACCAUUGAUCAAGUGCUGGAAGGGACAUCUGGCACAAGCUGUAUACCUGAUGACAUGA